Mercurialis annua (annual mercury) is the source of this 1051-nucleotide messenger RNA. Its product is annotated as 40S ribosomal protein S6-like. The coding region runs from base 105 to 854 and encodes 249 amino acids. The transcript has 6 exons. The record is from RefSeq and is a predicted model, not a curated record. NCBI's taxonomy places the organism in Eukaryota, Viridiplantae, Streptophyta, Magnoliopsida, Malpighiales, Euphorbiaceae. Gene Ontology annotation, cellular component: ribosome. Gene Ontology annotation, biological process: translation. Gene Ontology annotation, molecular function: structural constituent of ribosome.
AAGUUAAAACCUAACCUAAAAAAACCCUAGAAGCAGCAGAAGGCAAACCGCAAGGCAACGCACUCUUCCGCCUGCAUAGCCGUCUCUGCUCGUACCGGAUCAACAUGAAGUUCAACAUUGCUAACCCUACUACGGGAUGCCAAAAGAAGCUGGAAAUUGACGAUGACCAAAAGCUUCGUGCUUUUUUUGAUAAGAGAAUUUCGCAAGAGGUCAGCGGAGAUGCUCUUGGGGAGGAAUUCAAUGGCUAUGUUUUCAAAAUUAUGGGAGGUUGUGACAAGCAAGGUUUCCCCAUGAAGCAGGGAGUGCUGACACCUGGCCGUGUCCGUCUCUUGCUUCACAGAGGAACUCCUUGCUUCCGUGGAUAUGGAAGGCGUAAUGGUGAACGUAGGAGAAAGUCUGUGCGUGGAUGCAUUGUGAGCCAAGACCUUUCUGUUUUGAACUUGGUAAUUGUGAAGAAGGGAGAGAAUGAUCUCCCUGGAUUGACCGACACUGAGAAGCCAAGAAUGAGGGGACCCAAGAGAGCAUCAAAGAUCCGCAAGCUGUUUAAUCUCUCAAAGGAGGAUGAUGUUAGAAAGUAUGUUAACACUUACCGGAGAACAUUCACAACAAAAGCUGGAAAGGAAGUUAGUAAAGCACCUAAGAUUCAGAGGCUGGUUACUCCAUUGACUUUGCAAAGGAAGCGCGCCAGAAUUGCCGACAAAAAGAAAAGAAUUGUCAAGGCCAAGGCUGAGGCUGCUGAGUACCAGAAGCUACUUGCCUCAAGAUUGAAGGAGCAGAGGGAUAGACGUAGUGAAAGCUUGGCAAAGAAGAGAUCCAGGCUCUCUACUGCUUCUAAACCAUCAAUUGCAGCUUAGAUCUUGUGUUUUCUCUGCGAUUGAGUUUUGUAGUGAAGAUGAUAUGUCACUGAGUUUUCAUUUGUAUCUCUAAAUAUUGAGGGGUUUCAUUUGAUGGUCACAGGAGUGCUUGAACACUAAUUUCUUUGAAGUACUCCAGCCAUCAGGACACUUUCUCUAUACUUUUCUGGGAAUAUUAUUGAAUUUUGCAUUGCUAA